GUAGCAGGCCGGCGAGCAUAUAUACCCGAUCUAGCUCGUCGUGUGGACGGUUAUGGCGGCAAUGGCGAAGCCAAAGGCAACGACGACCUCCAUUGUUCUGGCUAUGGUGCUAGUCCUUGCGACGGUGUCCCUGGUCGCGGGGUCUAAAGGACUCGCGACUUACUACACCCCAAGCUACACACCUUCGGCUUGCUACGGGAACCAGGACAUGGGCACGAUGAUCGCGGCGGCGAGCGAAGUCUUCUGGAACGGCGGCAAGGCCUGCGGCGACCGCUACGUGGUCAGCUGCAAGGGCGCCACCAACGCCGGCGUGCCGCACCCGUGCACCGGCCGCUCCGUCACCGUCAAGAUCGUGGACCUCUGCCCUUCCCCCGGCUGCCAGGGCACCAUCGACCUCUCGCAGGAGGCCUUCGCCAUCAUCGCCAACCCGGACGCCGGCAAGGUCGAGAUCGAGUAUCACCGGAUCUGAGUUUCGCAAGGCGACGAUCGAAUCUGAAGCAGGAGUGUUAUGCUGUCAAAGAGUAAAAU
Messenger RNA from Sorghum bicolor (sorghum), 528 nucleotides. RefSeq names its product EG45-like domain containing protein. NCBI's taxonomy places the organism in Eukaryota, Viridiplantae, Streptophyta, Magnoliopsida, Poales, Poaceae. Gene Ontology annotation, cellular component: cell wall; apoplast. The record is from RefSeq and is a predicted model, not a curated record. Gene Ontology annotation, biological process: systemic acquired resistance. The coding region runs from base 53 to 469 and encodes 138 amino acids. The transcript is spliced from 3 exons.